Messenger RNA from Seminavis robusta, 291 nucleotides. Lineage: Eukaryota; Bacillariophyta; Bacillariophyceae; Naviculales; Naviculaceae. The record is from the annotation of a GenBank genome assembly.
AUGAGCGGCAAAUACGCAUCCGACGAUCAUCUCGAGUGGGAAAAGCCCGAUUGGGCCACCAAGAAACCCAUCAAGACUACCGAAACGGGAGCCGCGAUACAGAGUGGACAGAAUCUGGCCAGUGAUAUAACCAACGCUGCGGAAGUAGCAGAUGAAAAGGGAAUUGGAUGGCAAAAACCGGCGUGGGCUACGGGAGGACCAAAGUUGAAGAGUACUGCCAAAGGACAGAAACUAAAGGACGGCAAGACCGAUCUCGCAAGGCCCAUUACGUUUCCCAAGGGAAAGAAUUAA